CUGACGGGGACAGGGAAAGUGGAACCGGGGCGGCGCGGGGGCCGGCGGCACCGCGAUCUCGCCGGGGCAGCGGGGGGCCGAGCGGGCGGCGCGGCGCAGGGGCCGACGGGGGCGCUGGGCGGCUGCGCCGGAAGUGCCCAGAACGCCGGAGGAAGCACAGCGGCCGCCAGGCUGCCGAGCCGGCGGCGAGGCCCUGUGCUCCUGGGCUGGGUGCGGGCUGCUGGGAACAGGCGUCAGCGGCGCCGAGGCUGCGGGACACGGCGCGGCCAGUCUGCGGGACGGGCCCCAGGUGGAGAGGAGGACGCGAGGAGGCCGCGCCGAGGCCAGGCAGCGAGCUCUGAAGCCCGGAGACCCGGGCCGCGGCACAGCUCCCACAUGGCCUCCGGAGGGGGCGCGGCCUUCGAGGAGCUGCCGCCCGACGGCACGUGUGAUGAGUGCGAGCCAGACGAGGCUCCGGGAGCCGAGGAAGUGUGCCAGGAAUGCGGCUUCUGCUACUGCCGCCGCCACGCGGAGGCGCACGGGCAGAAGUUCCCCAGGCACCACCUGGCCGAGUACGUCCACGGAGCCGCCCAGGCCUGGACCCCGGGAGCCCGGGGGGAUGGGGCGGGAGAGGAAGAAGUCGAGGCCCAGGUAGAGAACGAGAAGGCCCUAGAAAGCGAGGCGGGGGAAGAGAGCGAGUCCGAGGAAGACUGUGAGUCCGAAGAAGAGAGUCAGACGGAGGAGGAGAGCGAAGACGAGAGUGAGGAAGACAGUGAGGAAGACAGUGAGGAAGAAAUGGAGGAUGAGCAAGAGAGCGAAGCAGAGGAAGACAACCAGGAGGAAGGAGAAUCGGAAGCGGAGGGAGAAACUGAGGCAGAAAGCGAAUUUGACCCAGAAAUAGAAAUGGAAGCGGAGAGAGUGGCCAAGAGGAAGUGUCCGGACCAUGGGCUCGAUUUGAGUACCUAUUGCCAGGAAGAUAAGCAGCUCAUCUGUGUCCUGUGCCCAGUCAUUGGGGCACAUCAGGGCCACCAGCUCUCCACCCUAGACGAAGCCUUCGAAGAACUAAGAAGCAAAGAUUCAGGCGGACUGAAGGCGGCUAUGAUAGAGUUGGUGGAAAGGUUAAAGUUCAAGAGCUCAGACCCUAAAGUAACCCGGGACCAGAUGAAGGUGUUUAUACAGCAGGAAUUUAAGAAAGUUCAAAAAGUGAUUGCUGAUGAGGAACAGAAGGCCCUUCAUUUAGUGGACAUCCAGGAAGCAAUGGCCACAGCUCAUGUGACUGAGAUACUGGCAGACAUCCAGUCCCAUAUGGAUAGAUUGAUGACUCAGAUGGCCCAAGCCAAGGAACAACUUGAUACCUCUAAUGAAUCAGCUGAGCCAAAGGCAGAGGGCGACGAGGAAGGACCCAGGGAAUCAGAGAAGAUUUCACAGUUGUUGACCCAUUUGAACCAGUACCCUGAACAGAGCUAUACAGCAGUAAGUUGAUUGAUGGCAGGUGGAGAAUGGACAUCAUAAUUGUACACUCUUGGUGCCAGUGAAGAAGAAGACACAUGAAGGCCUGCCAUCCCCAGUGGAAAAUCAUCCCUUCCCCUUGUGUGUAUGUGACGGCGUAUAUGUAAUGGCUUCUGAUUCCUGUGAAAGCUGCCCAGCAACAAACAUGCUUCCACCAGAUGCCUCCCCAGAUCCACAGCAGGCACAUAGCUCUCCAAGGAAUGACCAGUUUUACUCUUACUGACUGUGCUUCUCAUUCUCUUGUCGUGAUAGGUCAAGGAAAAUGCCCCUUUGAUCAACCAGGAGCAAUUAAAGGGUCCUUCAGGUAAAUCCCUCGAUGGCUGCUUUGAACUUGCUCAGGAAAGCCAGCCCCUGUCAUAGUGUAUACCCAAACAGUAUCACUUCAUUAAGAAGGAUCUGGAAUAAUCUUGAAGGGCAGUCAGAAUUUGUUUCCCUACCUGCUAAUAAAACCACACUUUAUUCAUAUUGAAGCAUGGAAUAAAUGAGGGAAAAGUAGGGCCGAAUCAACCCACAUAGUUCGUCUCUAAAAGUCCAUUUAAUACAUCUGUGAAAAUGUGGUUUCAUGAAAUAAUAUGGACGGCUUGAAAACAGAUAAAGAGUUAAAAGUUAGAAAUAUAUAGAGAUAUUUUUAGUACAUGAGGUUAUCCAGGAUUUCAGAUUCAUAAUUCAGUGCUGUGGAAAUGAAAAAAAAAAAAAAAAGAUUGAAGAGAUAGAAAAGAAAUGACUUUCUUUUUUCCCAAAAAAAAAGGACCAAAGAGAUCUGAUUAAAAGUUGAAAUCGAAAUCAGUAUUUCUGAACUCAAACUGCCUAAGUUUCCAAAAUAGUCACUAAAGGAUCUGAUGGAACCUGAAUUAUUUGAGUGGACUCUGAGGUUUUAUGGGUCUUGUCACAGCAUGAAAGUCUGGAAUGUGUAUUACAAAUGGGAAUUUUCAGUGUAGGUUUUGCUCCCCCUCCCCCAGCUUAGCCUAAUUUGGCUUAAAUGCAGUGUGGGGAGAAUUCUUGGCCCUCUGUGGUGUGUUGAAUCGAGCUCCAUCUCCUGGCAGAUAUACCUUCCUUUUACUCCAGCGGGGACCCCUCUUCCCCUGGCUCUCCCCACCUCCAGGUCAUCUCCCACACGCUGGCUCUCUCCUCUUAAGUAACGUGAGCAGAGACUCACCGUGGUUGGACUCUGGUCUUUCCCCACUCCCAAAGCACAUUUCCUUACAACCGAGUUUUUUACUCCUAAAUAAGCAAUGAUGUACUAGGGAAUACAAAACUGCAAACUAAAAAACAUGCGUCUUCUGAAACAGGAGUUUUACUUAACAAAUGGUUUGGAGUCAGGGAAUGACAUUAUUUUUAGAUAAAACAAACACAAUUAUAUUAUGAAAUAGAAUGUAUACAUAAACAGUAAAGAUAAAAUAGGAGACUUCACAGAGAAUUUUUAUUAGCGAGUGGGGUGGUGUUCCCUCUCCUCUGCCUUUAGUGGUAUUUUGGUGUUCGUUUCUGAGAAGUACAAUUGGAACUACAUCCAAGCAGCCUUAGGGUUUCUGUUGACUCAGGACCUAGACUUCUAGUGCCUCUGAGGCAGAAACAAAGGAGCUGCACUGAGGGGAGUUCCUCUUCCUGCCUGCCUGCCUGCCUGCCUGCCUGCCUGUAUACCUAUCACAGAGCUUUAGGGCCAACCGAUAUGUGUGUGCAGGAUGGUUUUGAGGGAGAAACAAUGCUUACUUACUAUAGGAAUCCUGUCUAUAUCACUGUUCAGUCCUGUGCAUGCUAUGAAAUGAUUGUUUCUUUGAGGCCAGGAAGCUACCAGGUAUAUAUGCUUCUGGGUUAGGAUUACCCUUGCUCGCUAAAUAUGUUGUUGGGACAUUGGGGCUGAGAGUAGUUUGGGCUGUUUAAAAAAAAAAAAAGUAUUUUUCUCUCCAACCGGUGGCCAGCAAAUGACUAAGACAUUUUCGGUGCUUUACCUUUCUGCCCACAAAGACUGGCGAUUUGGGCAUACCACUAAUUACAACCCCCAACCACAUCCAAAGAAACUACUCCUAAAGGAGAACGAGUGGCCAUUCUUAAAAGAGUUUAAAAAUCAGAAUAUUAAGAAGAAUUUAGGAUUUGGAAGCUUGUGUUGUCUUUCCCCAGUAAGUAUUGUUUAAUCUCCAAGUAGUAGCCUUAUUUUAGCAGUGGACAGAUCACAGGCUCCUCCGUACCAGAUCAUACGUUAUUACUUUAAAUCAGUAUUUGGGAAACCCAGGCAUUCAUGCAAUGGAUAUGAAUGGAAAUACAAACACAUGCCAGCCUGUCUCAAUAAAUUAUCAUACUCUGUAAUCCUCAAGGAAAGCACUUUUGCUUUUACUUAGAAAGGAUUUCAGAUUUGCUUUGUGGGCUCCUGCUGUUUUCAGCACCUGAUAAAACUUUAACCAGGGAAGCAUUAAACACAGCUCAGCAGCUUCUGCCCAGGCUCCUGAGUUCCUGCCGGCAGCAUUUAUCAGUGUAAGAACUAAGAUGCUUCCUGCAGUGGCACCAGCUUCCUUAAAGCUGGAGCAUGCUUCUCGGCCUUAAGCCCCAGCAUGAUGAGACUUCCCUCCUACCAGGUCAGUAAGAGUUGCUCACAACUGUGCCCUAACUGGCUGCAGGGUUUGCAGAAAUCCCUAGGGAGAAGUCAUCAAGGGAGGCAGGUAAUGAAUGUCUUCAGAAUGAAUUGGGUCCUCACAGCAAUCCCUGGCUCCCUUCCAAAGGUUGGGUAUCUGGAGGCUAAGAGGGGGAUUGUCCUUUGAUUUGAUUGUCAUUAAAUCCAGGACAAUUCCAAGAAUUGCUUGGAGUCUCUGCUCUGACAGCCUAGAAAGGGAAAUGACUUAAAAUAUUGAGGACCAACUAUGAGGACCCAUUUCUCAGAUGGUAAUACAGAUUUGGAGGGCAAGAGUCACUUGCCUUGAGUUACACAGCUAGGAAGUAUUGGAGCUAGGUUUUGUACCCGGCUCUUCCUAACUCUGUGUAUGCCUAAAACAGAGAGAAAAAGGCUGCAGGUUCCCCCCCUGCAGUCUGACCAUUCCACUCUAUGGAUUCUUUUUCAAAGUUACAUUUUAUGGCUAUAGUUGAGGCUCAGAAAUGGCAGCAAGUUAGCCUUAUUCUUCUACUUUAGCAGAUACAUUAAGUACAUAUUGCUAACUUGAGCCUGCCCCCAGGAGUUGGAGGACACCUUUCCUUUUUGGUGCUAUUCCCCAUAAAUACAGUGUUUUUAGACCUUCAGGAGUAUGGAACUUCUCAGAAAUAGUAGAAGUGAGGAGUGUUCUGCUCUCUAACUUUAUUUGAAAAUGUCAGCUGCUACACUGCUGCAGAAAAGGAAAUCUUCAUAUUUUAGUAAACCUAGCCAGUCUGUGAGGAUGUGGUAAUUCAAAGUCCUGUGAACCUAGACUUUCCUGCUAACACCUGAUGUGUACACACACACACACACACACACACACACACACACACACACACACACACACACACACACACACACACACACACACACACACACACACCACACACACACACACACACACAGUUUAACAAGUGAGAGAAAUUCAGAGCAGCCGCUGCUUCAUUAUCUCGCAUACCACCGCAGAGGUUUCUGCCAGCCCUGAUUACAAGUGUCACCAGAUAAUGGGGCUUAGUUGCUUGCUUACAAGAUGCUAACAAGAAGAGCAACUCCUUGGCAAAGGUUGUCAGCUCCUAAAGCACUGAGCCAAGGUGACAGCCCUGAGGGAAAUCGCACUCCAGCCCUACUCCAAGGUGUCUAAUGAUAUGGGAAAUUUGGACACCCAGAAUUUUUGGUGACCUGAGAGUCUAACCACUCUAGUCAGGCCUGAGGGCACGGCUGCAGAAUUCACGACCGAUAGGAGUGGCAGGGCUUAGGAAGUCCUCUCCUCCACCUAGAAAAUAUUCUCUUGCCAAUACCUGAAAUGCCACACUCAGUAGCUCUUCAACACAUGCUUUUCGAUAAGAAAAUUAGUUGCAUGUUUACGGUGUGCCUAGCACAACUGGAAUUUUCUGUUUAAAAAACAAAUCUAUCUCAUUAUGAAUGGACUCAGCCCAGCCCUGAGAGAAAAGAAGGCCUGCAGGCCUGCAGGGGAGACUUCAGAUCUCAUUAAUAUUGCCUUACCCAACGGUGUUUCUGAAGCCCCACCACAGCCCGUUCCAAGAGUUGUAAGGCCCUUGGGGACUGCCUAGGAGAACAGUAGCAUUUGGAACCAAGAACACACAAGAACACGCGCUUGUUCGCGCCAGGGCAGGAAAAUAAAAAUAAAUUAAGACACUAGUGGGUAUACUGGUACAAAAAGUGCCGCAGAGCCCAUGCUAGCCUUGAUAUGACCUUGAGGGGACAGUAGAUUUAUACUUAAUGGGACUUAAACCUGACCGAUCUUUCUACAGUGACAGGCACACUGCGUGGAUAGGGAGAACCAACGAACCCAUUGUCCUCUGCCUGUUUUCCUGUGCACAGUCACAUUCCCUCCUCAGUCAUCUUCCUCUUGCACACUUUACAUUAAACAAGGGAACACUCAGUCUUUCACGGGAAUUACACAUUUGAGUUAAUGUUUCAGUAUAUCAUUUUCAUAUUGUAAGUUAUUUUGUAAGAAAGAUUUACUGCUCUCCCAGGAUGUUUGGACUCAGUGCCCCUGUGCAUUUGGAAAUCAAUAAACUAUUACUGGAAAUACCAUUUGUCUCUCAGAGUUGUGCACAAAGGGCCCUGCUAGGUGUAAAUAUUCAUGGUGAUCUGCAUUGUUAACUGUGAUCAUGCUGGAGAUGAUGGUGUUUUGGUUAUGAGAGGUGGGACGCUCAUUUGCCCCUGACUUCUCUAGCAUAGCUUAGGAGAUCUCUGGGAGUGGCAAAAGGACAGACUUAAAGUCAUUGUUAUUUAAAGAAAUGUUUUCUCCUCAAAGUGAAGUGAUCCAUGCCUAGGUUAAAUUUUCUGAGCAAAGUAGAUUAUAAAGUAAAGAAUGCUUGGUCCUGAAUGAUGUUUUCAAAUAACGUUAAAGCUUUACAAUUUGGAUUAGCCAGGGUGGUGGUCAGACUUUAAUUUUUACCGUAUUUGCUAGAAAAAAAACCUUCAUAGAGCAAAUUACAGUUAGGCCAGCAAAAUCAUCUUUGGGGAACCUUAGAAGUACACAUUUGAUAUAACUGAUGAAGAGAUAGAAUUAAGUUCUAAAUGAAGCAAUUCUAGUCCAGUUUGUAAUAUCAGGAGCAGAGGAUGCAUUGAAAUCAAGAGGCAAAAUGUGAAAACUCAAUAUAGUAGAUACUGUAUGAAUUAGAAGGUACAAUUCCUACCUAAAGGCAUUACAAUUCAAUUUUUAAAAUCCAUCCUUAAAACCCACCAGCAAGUGUCUGGAGGAGCUGCAGUUUAUGAACCCUGCUGUAAAAAAAUUUUUUAACAGAUUUGUCUCCAUCAAACCCCUUUCGUUAGCUAGAGGCUGUAUGUGAACUUUGGAGAAAUUGUUCAAGAUAGGGUUCUAGAGGGAGUCAGUCACUCAAGGUCAUGCGGUGAGCCACGCUGAUAAAGCCAGGCCGGGAGACUCUUGUCCCCUGUAACAAUCAUUAGGCCCACUUCCUCCCUCCCCAGUUGCUAAGCACACUUCUGCCUGGUGGCAUGGGAUUGCCAAGCACUGUAGUGCUUGGGAGUCUCGGUGUUUUAACAAACCACAAUGUGUUUGGAGGUUUUCUUCCCUACUUCCUGGUGCCAGUAUCUCAAUACCGCAUCCCAUUGCCUCAGCCCUUUUUCAUUUUAUUUUCUUUCCCUCUGAAAGCUACAACUCUUUAUUUUGUUUCAUUGAUCUUUGCUUGGUCCAACUUACAGGUGGCCCCAUUUCCUUUACACUCAUAAAAGUGAAAUUGCAGCUGGUCUAGAAUAUCUCCUGGCCUUAACAAGGCAUCAGAGGUAAGUACACCCAGCAGAAAGUCAGGCUGCCAGUAUUAACAAGAGAAGAAGGUGUCACAGAAAAGAAAACAAAACGAAAGGCGGCUUAAAGUCAAUAACUGGCUGCAUUGAGUAUCUGUACUCGUUAAAUAUUAGAGUCUCCAGGUUAAAUCAUUCAUUUUGUUAAUAAUAAUAGCUACCGUUUAGUGAGGUCUUUUUCUGGGCCAGGCACUGUCCUAGUUGCCUUUUACGUUAUUUAAUUCUCACAGCACUAAUAUUAUCAUCCUCUAUUGUAUUGCUCAGGAAUCAGAGUUAAAUACGGUGCCCAAGGUCACACCCUAAUAAAUGGGAAGCUAGGAUUUAAACCCAGGUCUAGCAGACUUUACACCCUGGCUCUAAAGCUCUCCUGUCCUAGCUGCACAGAUUCCAGCUGAUGCUGGUGAAUAACCUUCACCCAUCCACCCCCUCUCCGCAAACACAUACAGUAUGGCCUUGGGGCGAAGGAGUUUGUCUUUUUUAGGUCUUGUUUUGUACAGUUUGCAAAGUACAGUGUACAGUGAGGGAAGGAGGGUUAAGGUGAGCAGUGAAAUUCUCUUCUGACCUGAAACUGCACUUUUGGAAGGAGGAAGCUUUUAGACUUGCUUUAUCUCCUUUAUUCCAAGGCCAUAAAUAAUGAAAUCACCAGGAGAGGCAAAGCCAUGGCUUCUUUUGCCAUAGUCUUAGAAUCCCAAAAGUCAGCCAACUCUGGCACUGAGCCUGUAAUUUAAUUAAACAUGUUGAAGGCGUCUCCAACAGCUUGACAGUAGACCAGCUUCAUAUUCUUGGAAAGGGACUGCAGAGGGAGCUUGUCUGUUUUAUAGUUCAUUUACUGAGUUGAACCCUCAUGGCCGUAGCAUACCAUUUGCCUUACAAAAAUGGCCCACAACCUUCAUACCAUUUUAGGGAGUCAGUCACAACUCAUUUACCUACGGCUCAGUCAGCUUCACCUAUCCCUAUUUCUUAAACAUGAAAUCUGCACAAGUGGUUUGACAGUAAUUGAGACAGAACUGGAAAAAUCUGAAACCUCUGCUGGACCCAUUCAGAAAUGACUGAGAACUAAGAAGUGAGUAAACAAGACUUCUGACCAGUUGAAAUAAAUAGUAUGAAGCAAACACAUAAGAGAAAGGCCAUCUGCCUACCCAUAAAGCACCUACUCAGAACCUAUUUAUUCCUGCUUCACACAUAGUUCUAAAUGUUUGCUGUCUGGUUUCCAAGCCUACAGCAGAUUAAGGGCACAAAACAGAUUUCUAGAGGAAACUUAACUCAAGAAGGAGAAGGAGUUGACAGCAAUAGAGAAGACAGAAAAAGUUUAAGUAGACUGAAGAGCUCAAAAAGCACUGUUUUAGGGGGGCAUUUAGUGCCCAAAAUAGCUCUUUACACAUCUCAGUUUCUAAACACCUCAUAUCAUAGGACUGUGUAAUUAUACUCAAAGUGAUGACCCUGAGCGUCACACCUAAAGAAACUAAGUUAUGCUCAGGAGAAAGCAAGAAUUUGCAUAUCAAACAUUUUAGAAAUAUUUCUAUCACAAAGGUAAAGAAAAAUGAAACAAAUUCCCCUUUUAGGGGUUAAAGGAAUAAACCUUGGACUAUCCAGAACAUUUAGUUAAGACAAAACAUCCCCCACCUGAGGUUUUAUUGUUCCAGGAGCCUCUUGUGUUUAGAGAGUUUUUUCAUAGCUUUGUAAGUGACUUUCAUGCUACAGUGCUUUGCAUAUAAUGGCAUGAACAAUGGAAGUGCCAAGUUUCCAAUUGAUGAAUAAAACUAAUAACCAGAAUACAGGUCAAAUCCUGUUACAACAAAUACUGCUACUAUAAAAAUCACUUAAGCAUCCCUGUUAUCUCUCAGCCCCUGUCAAUUCCCCAUUUAUUUCAAGCAAUAGUCAUUACAGCAAAAUUGGGGUAUAAUAAAAAGAAACUGGACCCUCACCACAAGUUGGGUGUAACACAAUUUAACCUGUAAUACCAGGUUCGUUCUUGUAUAUCUCCAGUUCUUUGCUGAAAGAAAAAUAAAUCUUAUGUAGACAUAAUACCAGCCUGGGAAGCUGGUAUUUAGUAGUUGUUGCUAGGAGAAGGAAGAAUUCAGAAGCAAAGGACACAUGGAGCUGUGUGGCAAACGCUCACUAGGGAAUUUGGUCUCCAGGGCCACUUUUGACCUUAAUCCACAUUGGAGCCAUCGACCACAGAGUCGCUUGCUUCUAAUAGUGAUGUAAUGCAUAUAUUAAGCCCUGGAAUGAAAACAUGAUUCACUUCCCAUGGGUCAUUGAGCCCUUUGUGGCAAUCUGGCCCUGAUCCGAUGACCCUGAGAUAAAGAAAUUGAGAAACAUGUGACUGGAACUAUCCUUUAUCGCAAGAUGCACUGCUUUCAACACUGUUGAUUGUGUAUAGAGAUGAUGUAAGUUAAUCAGCUGCAUUCCAUUUGGUAUACAGGCAAAGAUUUUUCCCUGCCUAUCCAUGUGCUUGUGGUAAUGAUGAGUUUUGACAUUUGCUAUAAUUUUCUCUUUUUUCUACUUUCUUGUUUUCUUUCUGUCUUUCUCUUUCUUUUACUUAAACACUUUUUAUGACUACAUUGCAACCAAUAUUUUGUAACACCCUUAGCAGCAGAAGGCGUUAAAUCAUAGUUCAUGUCUGAACAGUACAAUCAGCAAUAGGAAAAGGAGUGGGGAGGGAGAGGGAAAUUGUCCACCUUUUCCUGAUGAUAAUGCCUGGCUCAGGCCCCAGAUUCACAUCGUACUGUGAAGAAGUUCAUAAAUUCUGGGCACUGCUCAGCCUGAGGAGGCAGGCAAUAUCCCUUCAUACCUCAGGGUGAGAUGAAUGGUCUGUUGAAGUCAUGCCAGUACAGAAUACGUUCACUUCUGCUUGCUUUCUCCCCCAAGCCAGAACGUAGUUGAACACUUACAUGUCCCAGGCCAGAAGAUCAGGGUAUGAGGAGAUUGAAUACUUGGCUUGGCUCUUGAAAACAUUGAGUCCAAGUGUAGUUCUCUGGCUUGAAGGUCACCAUUUGCUGCCUCACCAUUUUUAUUAGGACAUCUGGAGAUUGCAGGUGUUAAUUGGAAGUAACUUUUCUGUAUUUGGUUUCUCUCCACACAUUCAGGCUUCUAGGACCUUUUGACCCAGUUGGAUGGCUAUAUCCUAGUAUCAGAUUCACCCUAUUCCAAGUGGGAAGAACCAUGAUAGACAAGUAAGAUUGCUCUUUGGCUUGGUGGUGGUGGUGGUGUUGACUCUGUCAGUGGGGUGAUUAUGGGUGGCCAUGAUGGUAAAGAAACCACUGAUAACAAUAAAAAUGGGUGUUUUCUCAGCACUUAAAAAACCAAUUUCCAUCUGCUAACAGGGGUUCUGAUCUCUUUUCCCCAAACUCCUUUUUUCCCUAGAAGAUACUGGCCUGUCUGAUCAAAAAAGAGCAUUCCUUCUGAGACCAUACCUAGCCAACUUAUGGCCAAACUAUACUUGCCUGUUAAUUUACUCAAAACUAGGUUGCCUUUUAAACCUCUUUCCCCACCUCUGGCAUGAGGACAAGACAUGUGGAGGAAGAAUUAGGUCACCUGGGGGUCCACUGUUGCAUCUGGUUAAGUGGUGUAAAGAAGCCAAGAUUUCUAGAAGUGUCUGUGUUUUGUCGUUUCCGAGAUGGUGAGGAAAUCCGUCUGGAGUGUUUAUGCCCCUCUUCAUAGCCAAGCCAUGGGCUUUCUUUUGUAUCGUGCUACUGAGGUUAGUCACCGCCCUCAGAAGGGACAAUUUCACGAUGACUUACUUCCUAGUAAUCACUGGAACAGUCUCACGAGGAUGUGCACAGCUGCUGCGUUUCUUUGGGCCUGGCACGUUCUCAGAUGGCAGACUUGCAGAACAAAUGAGAGGCCUGGCCCGGUUCACAGGCAGAGUGAUCCAGAGUUCAGGCUUCCCCUUGCCUUUUAUCCUCCGCCCUCCUUCCUCUGUUCCCCCACCUCCUCUUCUUCUGGUCUCUCCAUCUGGAAACCAUGAGCCUCAUGGAUUCCAGGCACAAGUCUCAGAUUUCAGAUGUUUGGGAAAUGUCUUUGCUUGGGUCAUUCUUCAAGAGUAAGAGAAUUCAAUUUGGGAGGAGAAACAGCUGAGACCCUUCCUUGCACAGAAGAGAAAAUAAAUAAGGUGUGGUACAUAUCCAUCCCCUUACCCACUCAGUUCCAAACCCACACACAAUGUCUGAUUUCAGAAACAAUAUUGAGAUUCCCUCCUGGGAGGGAACAGAAUGGAAAAAAACAAAAUCUCCACUCCUAAAAACAUACUUUUCUCCCUUCUGAGGUAUCAACAUAACUGGCAUCAGAUAAUAGGAUGUAACUGAUUUUGUGUGUGGUGUUGGGGAGGGUCUCUGGAGGAUGGAACUAAGAGUGAUGGAAUGAAGUAAAAAGUAAAAUGUAGCCUAAGUUGUUAGGGAGGAACUGUUAACGUUAAGAACCACUUAACCCCAGUGUUGCAUCUCCAGGAAAAAGAACAAUGUGUGGUCUUCUGUCCUUGGAAAAUGGAAUGAGCUUUCUCCUAAUAAAUAACUAGGUUUCAGAAGCAGACAGACUUGGUUCUAGUACUGGCUCUAUCCUUAACUAACUCUGAGGAAUUAAAGAAGCAGCUGGAUCUAUGGGGCUUAGUACAGUGCCCGACACAUAGGGGGAACUUAUAAGUGGUAGCUUAUGACCACUGUGUAUUGUGAUGAGCAUCACUCAUCAAAUUGGAGUCCUCUUGGGGCUGUAGAUGGAGCCUGCCCUCAUGUUGUCCCACACUGGCUUGUCUGCGCAGCCUCUACCUUCUCCCCAAGGCUACUUCUUAGCCCUCUCUACCACACCCACCCAAUUAUGCUUUCAUGUCAGUUAUAAGGAUCUCAAGUUAUAUGUAUUUAUUUGUUCAUAUGGUUACUGUCUGUACCUCUUUGAAGCUUGUAUUGUUUGUUCACUGAUGUAUUAGCAAUGUUGAUGAAAUUGCCUGACCCAAAAUAGAUGUUCAAAAAUG
Molecule: messenger RNA, 12359 nt
Organism: Orcinus orca (killer whale)
Lineage: Eukaryota; Metazoa; Chordata; Mammalia; Artiodactyla; Delphinidae
Gene: TRIM44
Product: tripartite motif containing 44
Exons: 6
Coding region: 376-1461 (361 amino acids)
Molecular function (GO): zinc ion binding
Source: RefSeq, a predicted model, not a curated record